UUUCUGUGAACUCUACGUCAGACUCUUCACCGCUUUCCAUCCACCCACGAUACCGCUAUCGUGGACUGAGAAUUGUAAAUCAGUAAAUAGAAUCAAAAUAUAAACGAGUUCCACCUUCAAUUAAGGAUCUGAUUACCCUCCAGUAUAGAAAUCCAUAAAAGUGCUCAUAAUGGAAGCUACACGGUACAUGUCACCAAUUAAUCCAACAGUAUUUCCGUACUUAACCACCGUUCUGCUGGCGAUUGGAACAUUUUUCACCGCCUGGUUCUUUGUGUUUGAAGUUUCAAGACCGAAAAAGGGCGGAAAGGAGUCGGUGAUCUUCAAGGAGUUACUACUCAGCUUAUUUGCAGCCUUAUUUUUAGGAUUCGGUGUUCUGUUCCUGUUACUCUCUAUUGGUAUUUAUGUUUAAAAACGUUUAGAUCAAUUGUUGCACCGUUCAUUGAACGAAUUGUGUGAGAUUUUUUUGUUUCACGUUUUUUUUGUAUUCCACUGCAGUAAUCUCUGCUCAAAAAUCAUUUUCCAGAAUCUUAUUUAUUUUAAGAAUAAUUUAGUAAAGAAAGAAUUGAAUUAAAUCAAUCACCACUCUUUAUCGAACAAAAUGUGAAUCUACAGCCCUUCUCGAAUAAAAUUGAAUUUUACUAAAA
Molecule: messenger RNA, 644 nt
Organism: Bradysia coprophila
Lineage: Eukaryota; Metazoa; Arthropoda; Insecta; Diptera; Sciaridae
Product: transmembrane protein 258-like
Cellular component (GO): oligosaccharyltransferase complex
Source: RefSeq, a predicted model, not a curated record